CCCGCUGGGCGGGGCAGGCGGCGCGGCCGCUCCCGGGCUGGCACCGAGCGGAGCGGCCGCCGGUCGCGGCGGAGCGAUGAUCCGCAGGGAAGACACCGAAAAGGCAGUGGAAAUCCUUACAAGAUACCAAAGCACCCUGCUGUCCCCAGAGGAACAGGAGUUAAAAGCCUCCAUCGGAAAGAUCUCGCACAUCUUCCAAAGUGAACUAUUCCAGGCUCUGCUGGAUAUCCACGAAUUCUACGACUUCACACUGCGCUCUGCACCCCUGCAGCCUCCCGGCCCGGACGCACAUUGCAGCACAGCCCGGCAGCAGCAUGGGGCCGGCAAGCCCGGCUCCUCAGACACCCCCAGGGAGCCCCAAAAUCUCCCCGAGGAGCCGGCCGAGGACGGUGAGCGGAGGCUGCCCGUGGCCACCUGCAGGACGCCGGGGACCCCUCCACGGCUGGUGAGGGUGACGGCCCGCAGGACGGAGGCACCGACCAGCGUCUGCAGCCUGGUGCUGGGCUCCCGCAGCGCCCUGCCCCAGGCCAACCCUGCUCCCAUUAUCGUGAACACAGACUCGCUGGAACAAGGGCUCUCUGUGAACGGCAGCGAUGGGAUGUUUAAAUACGAGGAGAUCGUCUUGGAAAGGGGUAACUCCGGCCUCGGCUUCAGCAUAGCAGGAGGGAUCGACAACCCCCACAUUCCAGAUGACCCGGGCAUCUUCAUCACCAAAAUCAUCCCCGGGGGAGCGGCAGCCAUGGACGGACGUUUGGGGGUGAACGACUGCGUGCUGCGGGUCAACGACGUGGACGUCUCCGAGGUGGUGCACAGCAAAGCCGUGGAGGCUCUGAAGGAAGCGGGCCCCGUGGUGCGGCUCGUGGUGCGGCGCCGGCAGCCCCCGCCGGAGACCAUCAUGGAGGUCAACCUGAUGAAGGGACCCAAAGGACUGGGCUUCAGCAUCGCAGGGGGCAUCGGGAACCAGCACAUCCCCGGGGACAACAGCAUCUACAUCACCAAGAUCAUCGAGGGAGGCGCUGCCCAGAAGGACGGGCGUCUGCAGAUCGGGGACCGGCUGCUGGCGGUGAAUAACACGAACCUGCAGGACGUGCGGCACGAGGAGGCGGUGGCCGCCCUGAAGAACACCUCCGACAUGGUGUACCUGAAAGUGGCCAAACCCGGCAGCCUGCACCUCAACGACAUGUACGCGCCCCCCGACUACGCCAGCACCUUCUCAGCCUUGGCUGACAACCACAUAAGCCAUAACUCCAGUCUGGGCUACCCGGGCAGCGUGGAGAACAAACCUGCCUACACCGUCCCCCCUCAAGUGACCCCCUCCAGGUACUCGCCCAUCCCUCGGCACAUGAUUGGGGACGACGACUUCACCAGAGAGCCCCGGAAAAUCAUCCUGCACAAAGGCUCCACCGGCCUGGGCUUCAACAUCGUCGGGGGGGAAGAUGGAGAGGGCAUCUUCGUAUCCUUCAUCCUGGCCGGAGGUCCCGCCGACCUCAGCGGGGAGCUGCGGAGGGGCGACCGCAUCCUCUCGGUGAACGGCGUGAACCUGCGCAACGCCACCCACGAGCAGGCGGCGGCGGCGCUGAAGCGGGCGGGGCAGACGGUGACCAUCGUCGCGCAGUACCGGCCCGAAGAGUACAGCCGCUUCGAGUCCAAGAUCCACGACUUGAGAGAGCAGAUGAUGAACAGCAGCAUGAGCUCUGGCUCUGGCUCACUCCGGACAAGCGAGAAGAGAUCCCUCUACGUCCGAGCUCUGUUUGACUAUGACCGGACCCGGGACAGUUGCUUGCCCAGCCAGGGGCUCAGCUUCUCCUACGGGGACAUCCUGCACGUCAUCAAUGCCUCUGAUGAUGAGUGGUGGCAAGCCCGGCUCGUGACACCCCAUGGCGAGAGCGAGCAGAUCGGGGUCAUCCCCAGCAAGAAGAGGGUGGAGAAGAAGGAGAGAGCGCGGUUGAAAACGGUGAAGUUCCACGCCAGGACCGGCAUGAUAGAGUCCAACCGGUCGAUCAAAACGAAACGUAAAAAGAGUUUCCGCCUCUCUCGAAAGUUUCCAUUUUACAAGAGCAAAGAGAACCUGGCCCAGGAGAGCAGCGGACAGGAACAGGGCGUGACAUCAAACACCAGUGACAGCGAGAGCAGUUCCAAAGGACAAGAGGACACUAUCCUGUCAUACGAACCGGUGACACGGCAAGAAAUUCACUAUGCGAGGCCAGUGAUCAUCCUGGGGCCGACGAAGGACCGAGUUAACGAUGACCUCAUCUCUGAAUUCCCACACAAGUUUGGUUCCUGUGUGCCACACACCACCAGGCCUCGGCGCGAGAAUGAGGUGGAUGGACAAGACUACCAUUUCGUCGUAUCCCGAGAACAAAUGGAGAAGGAUAUUCAGGACAAUAAGUUCAUAGAGGCUGGGCAGUUCAAUGACAAUCUCUACGGGACCAGCAUUCAGUCGGUGCGGGCGGUCGCAGAGAGGGGGAAACACUGCAUCCUGGAUGUAUCUGGCAAUGCUAUCAAGAGGUUGCAACAAGCACAACUUUAUCCCAUUGCCAUUUUUAUCAAACCAAAAUCCAUCGAAGCUCUCAUGGAGAUGAACCGGAGACAGACAUACGAACAGGCCAACAAGGUCUUUGACAAAGCCAUGAAACUCGAGCAAGAAUUUGGAGAGUAUUUUACAGCCAUCGUACAAGGAGACUCUCUUGAAGAGAUUUACAGCAAAAUCAAACAGAUCAUUGAGGACCAGUCCGGGCACUACAUCUGGGUCCCGUCCCCAGAGAAACUCUGAAGAUGACCCCCACCUGCUUCCCUGUGAGCAGAAGACCUCUGAAAUCCCACCCCACCCAAGCCCUCUGCCCCAAGGGGGAGGAUAUGAAAACUAUUCCUGCCCCCUUUUUUAGAUCGUCGCAAAAUUGAGUUUUCUAGUCCUGUUUCUUUUGUUGGGAUGAACUGAUCUCAUUCAUCACGUGACUGUUCCUACCAUUCCUGCAUGGACCUUCCCACUGCUCCAUUAGAGACAGAUGAGAACCCAUUCAAGAGUUGUUUUUUAUUAUUAUUAUUAUUAUUAUUAUUAUUAACUAAACCAAGAAUCAAGAUGGGAGGAGGCGGCUAAGGACUAAUGUAAGAAACAAGUGAAACAACGGACUCUGAGAACAUGAGCUGGUAUCAGAGCUCCAGGGGCAUUUUUCCAAGUGUGACUGUCUAGCAGCUCUGAACAGUGCGACAGAAAGGCAGCAGAAGGCAUUUUAUUUAUCUGUAUAUGUAAUUUAUAUAUAAUAUAGAGAAAGAUAUUAUAUAUAUAUUAUAUAUAUGUGUGUGUGUGUGGACUAGGAAACCUGAGGGACCUCUUAAAAGGUACUGUAUUACUGCAAGGAUCUUUCAGUUUCUUUGUCCCAGCCGCUGGGCAUAGGGAGUCCACUUGGGCAGGAAGAGAUGAAGCCGGUACCACGCGCUUUGGGAGCGUCUCCCGUCCGCGCCAGCCUCCUGCCAGCCACCCCAGGCCUGUGAGCAGAGCAGAGACUGGGACGCUGCGUCUGCAGAAGGGACCAGAGGUCCGGAGUGACCCAGCAAGGAGCAGCGGCCACUGAGCUGGGUGAGGCUGGGAGGCAUUGACUGAGCAGGAGGCUGCAGAGCAAGAGAAUGGAUGAUGCUACAUAUUAAAUUGCACAUUGUUUUACACACCACCGUACGUGUUUGCAUGAGAGGUUUCCUUUUGGUUCUAUUUUUUUAAGCUGAUGUUAAACCAAAACCAUAUUGUGUUGCUGUGUUGGCUUUUUUUUUUUCACUAUUCCAUUUUUUUUUCUCUUGUUAAUAAUGAACUGAACGGGUAUAAAAUCCA
Molecule: messenger RNA, 3823 nt
Organism: Cygnus atratus (black swan)
Lineage: Eukaryota; Metazoa; Chordata; Aves; Anseriformes; Anatidae
Gene: DLG3
Product: discs large MAGUK scaffold protein 3
Exons: 24
Coding region: 77-2773 (898 amino acids)
Biological process (GO): chemical synaptic transmission
Cellular component (GO): neuron projection; neuromuscular junction; postsynaptic density membrane
Molecular function (GO): kinase binding
Source: RefSeq, a predicted model, not a curated record